Messenger RNA from Hemibagrus wyckioides, 2871 nucleotides. It is a transcript of the gene sergef, whose product is annotated as secretion regulating guanine nucleotide exchange factor. The record is from RefSeq and is a predicted model, not a curated record. The transcript is spliced from 12 exons. Bases 32 to 1219 code for a protein of 395 amino acids. Lineage: Eukaryota; Metazoa; Chordata; Actinopteri; Siluriformes; Bagridae.
UUGUCAGCAACAGCCGCAUGACGUCAUCACUAUGCGUCCACAAAAUCAAAUGGAAACACGAUCCACGAUAAAACGCACACUGUACACAUGGGGUGCUAACAGUUUUGGGCAGCUGGGGCUAAAGAAUGCUGAAGAUCAGGUGAAGCCACAGCGUGCAGAAUAUGGACAGGAUGCAAAAACAUUACAGGCCAUCACAGGUGGAGGUGGACAUUCAGCGCUCAUCACUGAGUCUGGGGAGCUGCUGGUAUGUGGACAGAAUCACAAAGGCCAGCUAGGACUCGGCCACGUAUCAGAGGUCAUGACCUUUCAGCUUUGCCAGUUGCCUGGCAGCAGGACUGUCCAGCAAGUGUCAUGUGGCUGGGACUUUACCAUCAUUCUUACAGAUGAUGGACAAGUCUUGACAUGUGGCUCCAAUGCUUUUGGUCAGCUAGGCGUCUCUCCGCAGACACAAUAUGCUGCCCAGCCUCUAAUCACGUCUUUAAAGGAACCUGUGAUCAGUGUAUCAGCAGGGCUUAGACAUGCGCUCGCAGUGACAGGUUCAGGUGGUGUGUAUCAGUGGGGUACAGGCCUGUUAAGUCAAGCAAAACGAGCACUGAAUCCUCAGCCUGUCCCAAACCACUUCAGCUCCAAGGAGCCCUGCUUGGUCACAGGGCUAGACCAUGUAUCUGCCAAGAGUGUAUCUGCAGGCUCUGCGCACUGUGCCUGUUUGACCGUAUCCGGGGAGGUGUUCCUGUGGGGAAGUAAUAAACAUGGCCAACUGUGUGGAAAAGAGACCUUCCUACCUCUGCCUACAGCUUUAGACUCGUCACUAUUAAAUGGAGAAAGAGUCGCAGCUAUUCACAGUGGCUGGACACACCUUAUCGCCCAAACAGAGAGUGGGAGAGUCCUUACAUGGGGAAGAGCCAGUUAUGGACAGCUUGGGAGGCAAGUGACAGUCAGUGACUGUAAAGAAUCAAGUCUUCCUUCUGAGGUCAGGAUGCUUCAUGGGGCCACGCAGAUUGCAUGUGGCUCAGAGCACAACCUUGCCAUCGUAGGCAAUCAGGUUUUUUCAUGGGGCUGGAACGAGCAUGGAAUGUGUGGAGAUGGUUCUCUUUAUGAUGUCAUCCAACCACAGCCAAUCCCCGACCUCCAAAAUGCCAAAGGUCUCCUGAUUGGCUGUGGAGCAGGACAUUCCUUGGCCCUUUGUUGUUUGAAGAACAGUGAAGACACUGGAAGCUGACCAGAAGUUAAAAAGCAGCCCAAGGUCGCCUUUUCCCAGGAAACACUUCAGGAAUCCAGGAAUGAUGUCAUCUCUUCAAUCUAGCAGUGCUGAUGUAUUUUGUACUUGAUGAUUCUAAGACUGUUAAUUAUAACAGUCAUAUAUACAUCCAGUUUUAUGUUUUAUUUUUUUUAAUGGAGUUGAACAUUCAAUAGAUAGAUUAUCUAUGAUACUUUUUGUAUUGAUCUUAAGAUUUCAGAUUAAUUAUCUCUGUAUUUAUAUUAAACAUGUAAUUUAAAAUCCUUAAUAUACCUGACAUUCACCUGAAUUUGUCUUUGCCUUGAGAAGAAAUGAACUCUGUAGUAAAGCUAGGUUAUGUAUUUAAUCUGCUACUGUUAAAUUCAUUUCAGUUUUAUGUGUAUAGCACUUUUAACAACACACACAAUGCAAUUUUACAAAAAUCUAAAUGUAGAUUUGUGAUCCCUAAUAAGCAAUAGUGAUAAAGAAAAAAUCCUUGAAAGGACUGAAACUCAACCCAGUCACACUGUAUACCAAGAUUAUAAAUCAUUACAGCACACUGUUGUAGAAAAGUAAAGUCAAUAUUUACUAAGUGGUUCGACAAGAUGUUCAGUUUGUGAAUAAAAGUUCUGCGAUAAACACAGGACAGUUGUUAUGACUGCAGCCGUAGUUCUUGGAAGAAAUCUCCAGUAUCUGUCUAAAGCAAGGGUGAGACUUGAAAUAUAAUAUGGAGGAAUUACAAAUCACCAUGGCAACCAACGUUUUACAAAAAACUGUGUACAGCUGUGUAUAGUUUAUAAUUCAGGUAGGCUUCAUUUUCCAAAAUACAAGGACUGAAAAAGGUCACAUAUUUGGCAUGUUGUUUUUCCACAUGGUAUUGAACAUUGAACACAUUCAUCUUGGUGAUGAUUCACUGUAUUAAAAUGAUAACUCCAUCCCAAAUAAAAUCUCAGCUGUUAUAUGUGACUCAUUCACUUCUUCCUUCAAUAUGACUGCUAUGUACUCUAUGUACAACAUGGCCAAAAGUAUGGGGACACCUGACCAUCUUGUUCUCGUGUGAUUCUUCCCUAAACUAGAAUCACACAGUUGUAUACAAUGUCUCUAUGUUGUAGCAUUACAAUUUCACUUCAAUGGAAUUAAGAGACCCGAACACUGUUCCUGCAUGACGAUGCCCCUGUGCACAAAGCGAGCUCCAUGAAUACAUGGUUUUGGAAAGGUUGGGGUGGAAGAACUCGAGAGUCUUGCACAGAGCCCCGACUCUGACUCAACCUCACUGAACACUUUAGGAUGAACUGGAACGCUGACUGUACCCUCACACAACAUCAGUGUCUGAUCUCACUAAUGCUCUUUAAGCUGAAUGAACACAAAUCCCUACAGACACACACCAACAUCUAGGACUGAUUCAAACAGGGGACUAAAUCUGGUACAAGACGCUCAGCAAGGACAUAUGGGUGUCAUUUUCAGGUGUCCACAAACUUUUGGCCAUAUAGUGUAUGGUGUCUAACCCAUAAAGACACCAAUUUCAGACAUAACUCUGAGCUGAACACCUCUGCAAUGGUCUCAGCAAUCAUCCAAAAAAACAAAGAAGCUGUUUGUAAUGCGCAGGUAAUUUUGCAUAUUUAAUUGCACACUUAGUAAACGCAUUCUGCUCCUUU